Trachymyrmex cornetzi is the source of this 480-nucleotide messenger RNA. RefSeq lists its product as uncharacterized. Bases 1 to 480 code for a protein of 159 amino acids. The record is from RefSeq and is a predicted model, not a curated record. Lineage: Eukaryota; Metazoa; Arthropoda; Insecta; Hymenoptera; Formicidae. The transcript has a single exon.
AUGUCAGAGGAAAUUUCUAUUCGGCACAGGCCGAAGUUCGAUGGGACUGAUUUUCUUGCUUGGAAGUUCUCUAUAACGCAGAUUUUCAAGUCAAAAGGUAUUCAAGAUGUCGUCGAUGGAAGCAGAAUAAGACCAGAAGAUACUACAAGAGAAACAUACAAGUUUUUUGAGAAGGAUAAUGCAAAAGCGAUGUUCACAAUUGGUUCAUCCUUAGAAACUAAGUUUUUACGUCCACUCCUGACAUGUACAUCGGCAAAAGAAAUGUGGGACAAAUUAAUCCAGAUACACGAACAGAAGUCAGCGUCUAAUAAGCUCAUUUUAACACAAAGAUUUCACGAAUACAAAAUGGAUUUAACAGAUUCCGUCGUUGAACACGUUGCUAAAGUCCAGAAUUUGGCUCAACAAUUAAUAGAUGUUGGACAAGCAGUAGAUAACAUUACUAUUAUGGCAAAAGUUCUCGGAAGCUUACCUUCGAUAUAA